UGGUACGCGUCAGCUGUGUUGCAGGAAGUGAAGCAGUCAUGGCGACUCCUGUAGCUUUACUCUCUGAAUCUGUGCUCGGAUGGUCUAUUUUCACUAUCGUUUUACUGGUCAUCGUGGCCUUCUGCUGGGUUUAUAUUCGGAAGUAUCAGAGCCGGCAGGAGAGCGAGGUUAUCUCCACCAUCACGGCGAUAUGUGCUCUGGCCAUUGCCCUCAUCACAUCAGCUCUUCUUCCUGUGGAUAUCUUUCUAGUGUCCUUUAUGAAGUAUCCCAAUGGCACUUACAAGGAAUGGGCGGCGAACAAUGAGACAAGACAGCAGAUUGAAGCCACCGUUUUGUACGGCUACUACACUCUGUAUUCCAUCAUUCUGUUCUGCGUCUUCCUCUGGAUCCCCUUUGUGUAUUUCUACUACGAGGAGAAAGAUGAAGACAACAUCAACAAGUGCUUGCAAGUGAAAAAUGCACUGAAGUAUACAAUAGGAUUUGUGAUUGUGUGUUCAGCGCUGCUUUUGAUUGGGACGUUUGUUCCCUUGGAAUCUCCACCCAACCAGAACUCGACUCAGUGGGAGAAGGUGCAGUAUCUGUUCGAGGAGCUGGGCAGUAGCCAUGGCCUGGCCGCCCUGUCGUUCUCCAUCAGCUCGCUCACCUUGAUUGGCAUGCUGGCAGUGAUCACAUACACGGCGUACGGGAUGUCCGUGCUGCCGCUGAACCUGAUUAAAGGCACGCGCAGCGUCCUGUACGAGCGGUUGGAGAACACAGAAGACAUGGAGGAUGUGGAGCACCAAAUAGACAAGCUCAAAGCCAAGUGUGCCGAUGGGCGCCCUCUCUCCAUGAGAGACCGGAGGAACCUCGAGGAUCUUGAAGCCAAACUACAGAUGCUUCAUCGGCGGGGCCGUCACCUGGAGAUUGCAGAGAGGAACUGCUGCAAUAAAGUGGGCUCUGCUCUCCGCCCCAUGAAGAUCUUGCUCGGGGUCUUCUUCAUCCUGGUGGCCCUUUUGUUCUUCGUGACCUUGUUUAUUUCCAAUCUGGAUAAAGCUUUACAUUCAGCUGGUAUCAGCACUGGAUUUAUCAUCUUUGGGACCAACUUAACCAACCCUCUUAAUGAGCUACUGCUGGCGCUGCAACCGGUAUUUCCACUAGACUAUGUUCUCAUCACCACCAUCACCAUGUAUUUUGUCUUCACCUCCAUGGCCGGGAUCCGUAACAUGGGCAUCUGGUUCUUCUGGAUACGGCUGUAUAAGAUCAGGCCUCAGAGAACCCGACCGCAGGCCCUCCUUUUCCUCUGCAUGAUCCUCCUCCUCAUCGUCCUCCACACCAGCUACAUGAUCUACAGUCUGGCCCCGCAAUACGUCAUGUACGGCAGCCAGAAAUACCUGCUGCAGACCCCAGUGCCUACAAACUCAUCACAGGGCAAUCACUCUGCUGCCAUCACCAAGAUAUGCGACGCAGACGCUCCUGAAGACCAGUGCACAGUAACAAGAUCUUAUCUGUUCCUGCACAAGUUUUGGUUCUUCAGCACCAUCUACUAUUUUGGAAACUGGGCUUUCCUUUUGGUCUUUCUCAUUGGUUUGGUUGUUUCGUGCUGUAAAGGGAAGAAAUCGGUGAUUGAAGGGGCAGUUGAUGCCGACGACUCAGAUCUCAGUGAUGAUGAAUAUGUACAUUAACUCCUGGUUUAGUUACUACUAAAGUUCUGUUUUAACUUGGUUUGGUUGCCAGUCAGAACUGGAAUGAAAGAAAAAUUAGUUUUCUAUCUUCUCACAACUCGUAUUCCGUUCGUUGUUCAGAGACAGAAUUAUUGACGCUCUAUAAGAAUCAAUUGAAUGUGUUAUGAUGCCAAACAGAUUUUGUGUCACUCUAGAGUAAUUGUCAUGUGUAACUGAUAGCAGUAGUCUGAUAUCUAACACUACUGACCCUAACUAAGGGUUUAUCUGCAUGUAAUUGUGCAUUGCUGUCUGGAAUAAUUCAACAAAACAGUUGCACAUAAAAAGGGUUUAGAUUCUUAUGCUGAUUUAUUUAUUUAUUGGUUUGUUUGUUUUUUUAAUGCUGUGCAUAUCUGUAUUUUUUUUUCCUGUCUUGCACAGAGGUGGCGAACUUCGGUCCUAGAGAGCCCCAGUCCAGUUUAGCGUAAACCCUUAUCAAACACACCUGAACAAGCUUUCCCAAUGUCUGAAGUUACUAGAAAAGCUAGGUGAGCUUUUAUCAGGGUUGGAGCUUAACUUUACGGGACUUUGGCUCUCCAGGACUGACGAUGCUCCAGUGUUUCUGACAUGUGCUGUCUUUAUUGUAACUUAAUUACUGGCAUAUUACUUGUUGAUUGAUUUCACAUAGAUCUUUAUUUUAGAUUGUACUUGUAAAGACAGGAGAACUUGCACAGUUCUAGAGAACUGAUGCAAGAUCAAAAAGUGUGUAAAAAUGUAUUUAUCAUAUAGUGUUGGCCUGUUGCCGUUUUCUGAAAUUAAUGUUUCUAUUGCAAGAUAAUCCAUUAAUAAAGACUAAAAACGAUAUAUCU
Molecule: messenger RNA, 2506 nt
Organism: Pimephales promelas (fathead minnow)
Lineage: Eukaryota; Metazoa; Chordata; Actinopteri; Cypriniformes; Leuciscidae
Gene: lmbrd1
Product: LMBR1 domain containing 1
Biological process (GO): protein localization to lysosome
Cellular component (GO): lysosomal membrane
Source: RefSeq, a predicted model, not a curated record